Molecule: messenger RNA, 486 nt
Organism: Loa loa (African eye worm)
Lineage: Eukaryota; Metazoa; Nematoda; Chromadorea; Rhabditida; Onchocercidae
Exons: 2
Coding region: 91-486 (131 amino acids)
Source: RefSeq, a predicted model, not a curated record
CAAAAAUGAAGAAACAUUUCUUGGACCUGCAUCGGGCAAUUUUUGCGAACAAGAACGAAAAAUGACAAUAACAAUUGCAGCGAUCGUAUCAUGCUUUACCAUAACACAGUUACCAUCUGCAUUAUUAUUCCUUUACGAAAAAUAAUUAGUGAUGCAAAAACGGAAGCAUUUGCUAAAGUAUCCUGUAUUACCAAUUCUUUGGUACUUACCGGGAAAAUGUUGAAUGUUGUAUUAUUCUGUUUAACGAGUGCUACUUUCAGACGAAAGGUUUUUUCCACCGUUUACAUUUGGUAUCGAAAGUUCACUUGUCAGCAGAAGAAAUAUGUGCAACAUAUUAGCAGUCGUUCAGCUACUCAGAAAUCGUCACUUUUCAGUAUGACAUCAUUUAAAAAUCAAAAAUUUCACCGAUACUCCAGUAAUCGAAGUCGAUCAUUAGCAAAAGUAAAUGAUAAAAGUGAUAUUGAUCUCGUGACAAUUCAUGGAUGA